Molecule: messenger RNA, 1421 nt
Organism: Cladocopium goreaui
Lineage: Eukaryota; Dinophyceae; Suessiales; Symbiodiniaceae
Source: the annotation of a GenBank genome assembly
UGGACAUGUGCGGGGUAUCACGCGUUUUGGCCAUGGUUGCAACGCUGUGAUGAAGCUGUGCUAGGGGUAUGUCAGGAAUGCUACCGCUCGCCCGGGACGGAGUUGCUGUUCCAGUCGGCCAAAGUUGCAAGAUCGGACGAGUGGUCAUAUUGGCCGCCACCUUCACGGCAGGCUUUGCGUGUGGCUUUACAGCUGCAAGCCCAAGGAUAGCCACUCCAACAACCUCAUCUUUGUGGAUACCAACGCCUUGUGCCUGUAGGUCAGAGCUUGAUGCUACAACUACAGCUGUGCCGGCGAAGGUUACCACGAGAACGCCAUCUCCGCCAGGUCGAGGUGCAUCGACACCUGCCCCGACCAUCAUUGCCAGGACGGUGGGUUUGCUGACACCAGUGAGGACAACGUCAAAACCAUCCAGCGACACGAUCAUCGUCAGGGUCUUUGCUGGCGGAAAUGGUCGUUUAGGCAACAACAUCGGGCAACUGUUGCAUGGCCUUGCUUUCGCACGGCGCAUUCACGCAGACAAGGUGCAACUUGUUGCUUCUGGUGGUCAAAUUCCUCAAAUUUUGCAAUUGAAAGAUUUGACUCUAGAUUUGCCAGAUGCUGGAAGCCAACGCGGCGACAUACCCAAGGAAUGCAAUGAAGCUGCUCAGGCCUCCCGAAUGAACAAAGAGCCCAAUACUUAUGCGAGCGGCUUUUGGACAACACGAUGUGCAGGAGUUCCAGGGAGUGAGUAUCAUGACUUGGCCUUCGAGUAUAUUUGGCCAUUGCUGAAACCAGAGGUCAAGGAAUGCAUUGAGAAGGUGGAUGAUGCGGCAGAAAAACGGCUGACCGUUCAUUUGCGUGGCCAAGAUCUUUGGAGCAUGGGUGAGUUUGAUCUUGUCCCAAAGAAGCCACUGAAUACAUCUGUUGGUGCUCACCAUUGGCUGUGGGCCAACCCUCCGUGCAGUAUGUAUGAGAAGAUCAUUCAAGAAGAAGGUUACUCCGAAGUUUUAGUCGUCACUUCUCCUGACAAGAGGCACGCAUGCAUUCCCUGGUUCGAGCAACUUCCAGAUCGCUUGCAGCUCUUGGAGUCGAACGGGUCGAGCAGUUCAAAGCUGAAAGUGACAAUACAGGCAAGUUCUUUAGCAGAGGACUUUUGUGCCCUUGUCAAAUCCCAGAAUAUGGUGGUCUCUUUCUCAACCUUGUCGAAUGCAGCAGCUGUCCUGAGCAAGCAUUUGAAACGAAUCUAUGUCCGCAAUUUUGCGGCCAACUCAAUGUUGAAUUGCAAUUUGUGGCCAGGAAUUUCCUUGGUUCGCUACGGCAUGGCAAUAAGUGAGCAACACCAUGAACCUUACAACAAUACGUAUGGUGGAGUUAUUGAGUGGUUUCAGACCUACAAUGUCAGUCAAAUACACAGGACAGAGUGCAAAUGAGCCGAGAAA